AUGAUUAACACGGUCAACUGCCAUCGGAGUAAUAUUCCCUGUCGAACUCAUGAUCCGUACUACGGCACGAUCUCGAGCGAAUUCAAAAUACAUGAUCAACCCUAUCCGGCCAAAGAACAUUCUGGAACUUGGCUAGAUAAUUAUGCAAGUUCGCAAGUAUCGGGCAACGCGGCCCGACUUGCAAACGCCGCGCGCCUCAAUCCGAUAGUGCAUAGAAAGAUGUUUCCACUAAUUAAGGCGCCCCGCUGCUCCAGUCAUCGCUACGCGGACCACGUACCGAAUUAUCGGUCUGCGAACGCGGGUGAAAUGCUUUGCGGGAGAGCGCUAAAGUAUCCGUCGCAAGAGGGGACCCUAGGUUUACGGGGGAUCGGGAUAGAGUCCCUGAUCGGCAACUUUAGAGGGCCCAGUCAGGAACUCGUUUUGCCAGAAAGCUAUGAGGACGUUUGGCGAAGUUUAUCAAAAGAGGCAAAAGUCAGUAAAAGU
Iphiclides podalirius (scarce swallowtail) is the source of this 483-nucleotide messenger RNA. Lineage: Eukaryota; Metazoa; Arthropoda; Insecta; Lepidoptera; Papilionidae. The record is from the annotation of a GenBank genome assembly.